UACGCAAUACCUUAGUUACAUGCAUUUUAUACAAGUGUUUUGGUGCAAAAUGGUACUUGGUUUCAAAUGCUGGAAAAUGUGAAUCAUGUGCUUAUUUAUGAAACUUGAUAUUUUUAGCAAACUGUGAAUUAUCGAAAAGUGGCCUAUUCAUGUGUGUUUUGUUAUGGCUGGAUGUAGAACAUGGAGUAUGAUUUUGGUACUUGAAUGCUAUGAAUUGCUGAGGCUUAUGUUUCUAUGUUAUGUUCGUACGGUGUCCCGAGUUGUAAGGGACAGUAAAGAGACUAGUGACAUACAGAAGUAAGAGAGGGGUGUGGGCCAGGCACCCUAAGUGGUAUCAAUAUCAUAAGGUCGCUCCCUCUGACCUAGGGGUCGCUCCCCUUAUGUUCUUUCAAGGCCGUCUAAUAAUAGUACUACUUUAAAUCUAUCAGUAAAACCAUGAAGAGUCCUUCUACUUGGACUAUUAUGAAUGAGCUGAAAGGAUCUUAUGUCGAUGUUGCUUUUUUAUGAAUUUAUUCUAUCUUGCUACUAUUGAAAGUGAAGCAUUAUAAGAUGUAAAAUGUUUCCAUGGUCAAACCUGUAAACUUGGUAUUACGCAUCUCACAUAAGCUUCUGCUUAUGCAAAUAUUUUCAUUUUUUUUUCCAGGGAAUAGCAUAUAUAGCAAUCAACUGCUCAAUGCCUGUUUGUGCUACGUGGUCAUUCAUAAGUUCUCUGAUGGUUUGUACUUAUUAUACCUGUACACUCUAGGAUUAUGUUAUUUAUUCUACACUUCUGCAUGCUUUUGUUUAUUUAUAUGGUUUAAAAUGACAAUGAUGCGGGAAAUCCCUAAACUAGAAUAUGAGCAGGCUUUCGGCAGCUUAACAUCCGCUUGGCCGGUCACGACUUCCAAGGUCGGUUUUGGGUCGCGAUAGUGUGUAUAUAAGAUUAUGAGGCUUUGACCUUGGUUAUUGAUUCUUUCUGUCGAGAGGAAUCGAAAAAUUGAAUAAGCGCAAAAUAGCCUAAAAAACUAAGAGGAACAAGAUGUCUAUACCUUAUAGACAAACAACCCUAAAAAUCCCAAAGAAGAACAGAGUCUGAGUAACGUUAAAAUUAUGUGUGCAGACCUCCCUGCUGUCACACAUUGUGAUGAGAUUUAAGACCAAGUAUUCAUAUACACAACAUGUGCUCGUGGAUGGGACGCAAGGGCGGAACUAUGUGUACUCAUAGUGGGUUGGACUAUAGCAAUUCAACUUUGAAAAAAAGCAAAAAAUUUCAUAUGUAAAGUUUGGCCCAAAUAAUUUUCGCCCAACGAACCCAUUUUAGACCAAAAGAGAUUGCAUUCCUCGCUCCGGCCCUUGAUGGGACUGGCAAGAUAUGUUUGACAGUACACUAGGAGAACUGAAUAACUUCUCUAUCACAAGACUGUAAAGCCACACCGGAGUAAGUAUUGAAUGUGUGGUUUUAGAGUGAGUUGGGGCACAUGGCCACUUAAUAAUUUUCAAAAAGGAAAAGGGUUUAAACAAAACCAAUAGAAGGACUCAUAUCGAAUUAGAAUUUUUCCAAACUUAAAAGCCAUGUGAUCACGUUUAGUCCCGAGUAAAUCUUUAGUCUAGACUGAUUGCCAUUGCCUAAUUUACAACACAUGUCUAAAAUCAUACAUUUGUCAAACGAGAUUGGCUCACGGAGCCGCGCGAUCUCUACCGUCCAUUUCGGCUUUAGACGGUCCGGAUAUAGAUCAAUAGAUUUCUCGCCUCUCCGGGAAUAAUAUCAACGAAUUCACCCUGACUUACGGAAACUGCGAGCGUCGCUUAUUACCACGUUGCUUCUUUUCGUGCCUUGACUUGACUCACUUGGAGCUCCAUAAUAUCGUUCUUGAACCUCCUCCGGAGUUCAAAGGUUUUCGUAACCUCAUCGCGUUAAAGUUUAUCAGAGUUAAAUUCAAGGGCAACAUAUUUGAGAGUCUCAUGUGUGGGAGCCCCCUGCUUCAGAAGCUGAUCCUAAUGAAUUCCCCAGGCAUCGAUCAUUUCAAGGUUUCUGCUCCUAAUUUGGAAAGCUUAUGUUUUCAAGCCACUAGCGUGUUCAAGACAAUCUGUUUCGAAAACGUCCCGAAGCUGACUGAUGUCACAAUUUGUACAAUGGACACAGAAGCAGAUCAUUCCGCGAAGAGCUCGACUCUGUUGGAAUUUCUCAGUAGCUUGCCUAAACUCACCCGGCUUUCUGUGAAUGGUAAAUUUUUGAAGUUCUUAGCAGGAGACACUCUUCCACAAGAGCUUCCAACAGCAGCUGAAGCACUGAUGUAUCUCAAACUAAAUAGCUUGGAUUUCGCCAAUUUUGAUGAGAUUUCUUGUGCUCUUUGCUUGAUUAGAAACAGCCCCAAUUUGAAGGAACUUCAUAUUAAGUGGUAUCAGAGCAGAGGUCCUCGGCCAUGGCAGAGACGUGUGCGCAGGAGCAGAAGCGAAUUGAAGAUGCUCUUCGCCAGCUCCGGGACGCUACCAACAAACUCAGUGAGAACGAUGAGAAGCUAGCCGCUACAAUUACCCAACUCCAGGAGACUGAUGAGCGAUAGGAGGAUUCGGUCAAUCAAAUCAAAGAGAUGAUCGUAGCGCUAACAGUUCGGUACGAUCAACGCUAACAGUUCGGUACGAUCAAGACUCCAAGAUGAAGACACCUCCUUCUCCUCUUCGAGGAGAAUUUAUGGAAUCCUCCCACAAAACCCCUGGGAGUUCUUCUAGGUUGGUCUAUAUGGAGGUUGAAGACCCUUUUGGAUGCACACUUGACAAGCUUAGAGUUGUCAAGAUGGAACUCAUCAAGGGUUUUAAGCCUGAGUUAGAGUUGGUCCAGUAUUUACUUUCCAAUUCACCGUUCUAGGGGAGAUGUCUAUCAAGUAUAAAUUCAUAAACUCAAAAGAGAUUGAUAUUGGAUAUGGUAACAGAGUUGAUACGGUGUUACAAAACAUCUCCAACCGUAGAUAUCUCUCUAACCUAAUUGGUGAGAAAGAUUAUGGGUCCAUAUAUUAGCUUUUUUUUAUUCCUUGGUAUCUUUCCCAACUGGGAAAACUUUCAGUAACUCGCAAGUUUCUUUGAAAUAUUGGAGAUUGGAAGAAA
Rhododendron vialii is the source of this 3081-nucleotide messenger RNA. RefSeq lists its product as uncharacterized. The transcript has 4 exons. Lineage: Eukaryota; Viridiplantae; Streptophyta; Magnoliopsida; Ericales; Ericaceae. Bases 1942 to 2502 code for a protein of 186 amino acids. The record is from RefSeq and is a predicted model, not a curated record.